CAGAAACGUUUCCUUUCACAGAGAAGGCAGUACUCAUGGUUAGAAACUGAUCGGCGAGCAGAUCUCGUUGACGGUUCUCCACUGCCCUGAUGCUGCGCUACCAGAAAUAAAGCCGACCGCAGAUCAGCUUUCUAGCAAAACUCGAGCGCUCUGAGGAAGAGGACGAGCACCGGCGACGAACCGCGAGACAAACCAACAUGAAGGACACAUCAGAGGGCGUGCAGCCAUGGUGCUGUGUCGCCUCCUCCUGCGCCUCCUCUUUGUCUUCCUUCUUCUCUUCUCCCUUUCUAUCCUCUCCUUUACCUCCCUGUCACCGAACUCCACCCGCAGAAAUCCUCUCCUCCAGACCCUCCCACCUGCUGUGGCUGCAGCAGGCCCGAUCCUGGAGGACCGGCCCUUCAUUGUGGUGUGGAACAUGCCUACGUCACGCUGUCAGAAACGCUAUAACAUCCACCUGAACCUGGGAGACUUUGAUAUCGUGGAGAAUCGACAGCAGAGAUUCCAGGGACAGAAAAUGACCAUCUUCUACCGUGAUCGCUUGGGGAAAUAUCCAUACCUCUCCCGAGAUGGCAGAAAGGUGAACGGAGGAAUACCGCAGCUUGGCGACCUUGCAGCUCACCUAGCCCUAACAGUGACGCAGAUGUCCGGCUUGCUGCAGCCAAACUUUACAGGUUUAGCCGUUAUCGACUGGGAGGAAUGGCGGCCACUGUGGGAGAGAAACUUUGGAUCCAAGAUGGUAUACCGGAAGCUGUCCAAGGAGCUGGUGAGACAGGAGAGGCCGGAUUUGUCAGACAGGGCUGUCAAAUUAAUGGCGAGGCAGAAGUUUGAGGAAAGUGCUCGGAAGUUCAUGGAGGAGACGCUGCGGUCUGUGGUCACAGAUCGUCCCAAGGGCCUCUGGGGAUUUUAUGGUUUUCCUGCCUGCUUUAAUCAGCAGAAGAGAAAGACAGAUGAGAGCUAUACAGGACGCUGUCACAGAGGGACGAGACAACAAAAUGACCGACUGUCCUGGCUCUGGCAACAGUCCACUGCUCUCUAUCCUAGCAUCUACCUGCCACAGAGGCUGGCAGGGUCGAUGGACGCAGCUCUGAUGGUCAGACACAGAGUGCUGGAGGCUUUGAGGGUGGCGUCUCUUUGGCGCCAUAAUACUGACCACAUCACACCAGUUCUUUCCUAUGCCAGGCUGGCAUUCACACGCUCUCUCACCUUUCUCAAUAAGACAGACCUGAUGCAUACACUAGGGGAGAGUGCAUCAUUGGGAGCCGCUGGAGUGGUGCUGUGGGGAGAGCUGAAAUUUGCCAAGUCCAAGCAUCAGUGCAUCCUUCUCAGAGACUACAUCCAAACCGUUCUGGGUCCCCUCGUACGAUCGCUGAGGUCCGACACCCAUCGCUGCAGCCUGCAACUCUGCCACGGCAACGGGCGCUGCUCUAGGCAACAACUCAGCUCUGGUCACAUGGUUUCUUCAGGUCUAGCUCAUGACUCCUCCAGGGUCAAACAUUUUCACAGCUACUUCAUGUGUCAGUGCUACCCAGGAUGGACUGGGCGGGAGUGUCAAGAGAAGACCAUGGACAAAAACAGACGGAAGAGCAAGUAACCCAAACUUUUCUGUCAGGAUGUUGUCAGUCGAUGUCCAUGGAAAUUUCAGUAGAUGUGAGGUGUUCACAUCAUUACUCUUAAU
Lates calcarifer (barramundi perch) is the source of this 1675-nucleotide messenger RNA. RefSeq names its product hyaluronidase 3 (gene hyal3). Lineage: Eukaryota; Metazoa; Chordata; Actinopteri; Centropomidae. Gene Ontology annotation, cellular component: acrosomal vesicle. The coding region runs from base 227 to 1591 and encodes 454 amino acids. Gene Ontology annotation, molecular function: hyalurononglucosaminidase activity. The transcript has 7 exons. The record is from RefSeq and is a predicted model, not a curated record. Gene Ontology annotation, biological process: hyaluronan catabolic process; carbohydrate metabolic process.